UUAGUUGGCGCGUAGCUUUACCACAAAAUUCCUGGAAUUGCCGUACGCUUCGCAGUUGUUUCAAGUUGUCUAAGGGACAUACGAUUUUUUUUGCCUCUGCGUCACGAUUUUAACCCAAAAGCGAGUUUAGUUACAUGUACAUUAUUAUUAGAUAAAGAAGUAUCGCGAAUACUUCAGUUGAAUAAACUGUGCUUGGUUUUUGGGUGAGGAUUUGUGGAAAGUAGAGUGCGCGAUAACCGUAACUUUCGACCCGGAUUUUCGCCAUGUUCCGCAGCAACUUGGAGGGCAGUGGCGCAGCAGCAGUAGGUGUUGCAAAUCCCCCCUCGUUGGCUCAGUCUGGAAAGAUUUUCCAAUUGCAGGAUAACUUUUCUGCUUUUCACGCCAGAGGAGGGCUCAACAUUCUGGGCCUGCAGGACAUGUAUUUGGAUACCAGUGGGGCCAACUCGUCGGCCACUUUGAGUCCGCCCAUUACGCCGGUGACCCCUGACCCGUCGACGUCUGCGCAGUCGACGCACUUCCCUUUUCUGGCCGACAGCGCAGCCACCGCCAAUUCGCUCCUUAUGCAGCGACAGUACCACUACCACUUGCUGCUCCAGCAGCAGCAGCAACUGGCCAUGGCGCAGCACCAAUUGGCGCUGGCUGCAUCAGCGGCAGCGGCUAGUGCGAGUCACCAGCAAACGGACGAGAUUGCGCGAUCCUUGAAAAUCUUUGCGCAGGUGACGACGGGCGCAGCAGAAAAUGCGGCUGGCUCGAUGCAGGAUGUGAUGCAGGAGUUCGCGACCAAUGGCUAUGCCAGCGAUGAUCUCGGUCGCAUGUCCUACGGGAGUGCUCCGCCACAGGUGCAAAUGCCACCGCAGCAGCAGCAUCAGCAACAGCAGGGGCUGCACCUGCCACUGGGCCGCAAUCCUGCCCAGCUGCAGACCAAUGGCGGCAACUUAAUGCCCAUUCCACUCGCCACCCACUGGCUGAACAACUACCGGGAGCAUCUGAACAACGUGUGGCGAAACAUGUCGUAUAUACCAGCCGCUCCCAAUACAAUGGGUUUGCAGGCCCAAACAGCGGCCACUGUGUCCACCAAUCUCGGCGUGGGAAUGGGUCUGGGAUUGCCCGUGCAGGGCGAACAGCUGCGCGGAGCUUCCAAUUCCAGUAACAAUAAUAACAACAACAACAAGGUGUACAAGCGUUACAACAGCAAGGCCAAAGAGAUCAGCCGCCACUGCGUCUUUUGUGAGAAUAACAACGAACCAGAGGCGGUUAUCAAUAGCCACUCAGUGCGAGAUAACUUUAACCGAGUGCUGUGCCCCAAACUACGCACCUACGUGUGCCCCAUCUGCGGGGCAUCUGGGGACUCGGCGCACACGAUUAAGUACUGCCCCAAGAAGCCGAUCAUCACCAUGGAGGAUGCGAUCAAGGCGGAAUCGUUCCGCCUAGCCAAGAGCAGUUACUACAAGCAACAGAUGAAGGUUUAGAGAGGGCGAAUCCAGCUCUGGAGCAGAGGCUCUGGCAGCUUUUGCAGCGUUUAUAUAACAUGAAAUAUAUAUACGCAUUCCGAUCAAAGCUGGGUUAACCAGAUAGAUAGAUAGUAACGUUUAAAUAGCGCCUGGCGCGUUCGAUUUUAAAGAGAUUUAGAGCGUUAUCCCGUGCCUAUAGAUCUUAUAGUAUAGACAACGAACGAUCACUCAAAUCCAAGUCAAUAAUUCAAGAAUUUAUGUCUGUUUCUGUGAAAGGGAAACUAAUUUUGUUAAAGAAGACUUACAAUAUCGUAAUACUUGUUCAAUCGUCGUGGCCGAUAGAAAUAUCUUACAAUCCGAAAGUUGAUGAAUGGAAUUGGUCUGCAACUGGUCGCCUUCAUUUCGUAAAAUGUUCGCUUGCGGCCGAAAAAUUUCGAUAUAUCUACAAUUGAUCUACAAUCUUUACUAAAUUUUGAAAAAGGAACACUUUGAAUUUCGAACUGUCAAUCGUAUCAUUAGAAUUUAAUCUAAAUUUAAAUCUUGCUAAAGGAAAUAGCAAGGAACACUUUCGUCGUCGGCUACGCAUUCAUUGUAAAAUUUUAAAUUUUGACAUUCCGCACUUUUUGAUAGAUAAGCGAAGAGUAUUUUUAUUACAUGUAUCGCAAGUAUUCAUUUCAACACACAUAUCUAUAUAUAUAUAUAUAUAUAUAUAUAUAUAUAUAUAUAUAUAUGUUAUAUAUUUAUUCAAUUUUGUUUACCAUUGAUCAAUUUUUCACACAUGAAACAACCGCCAGCAUUAUAUAAUUUUUUUAUUUUUUUAAAAAAUGUGUACACAUAUUCUGAAAAUGAAAAAUUCAAUGGCUCGAGUGCCAAAUAAAGAAAUGGUUACAAUUUAAGG
Messenger RNA from Drosophila melanogaster (fruit fly), 2349 nucleotides. It is a transcript of the gene nanos, whose product is annotated as nanos. Gene Ontology annotation, cellular component: cytoplasm; cytoplasmic ribonucleoprotein granule. The coding region runs from base 264 to 1469 and encodes 401 amino acids. Gene Ontology annotation, biological process: regulation of translation. The record is from RefSeq and is marked reviewed. The transcript is spliced from 3 exons. Gene Ontology annotation, molecular function: RNA binding; zinc ion binding. Lineage: Eukaryota; Metazoa; Arthropoda; Insecta; Diptera; Drosophilidae.